UGGUCAGUCGGAGUGAACAUUCAAUAAUGAGUGGUGCAGCAUUGGGACUCGAGAUUGUUUUUGUCUUUUUUCUGGCAUUAUUCCUACUUCAUCGAUACGGAGACUUUAAGAAACAGCAUAGACUUGUAAUUGUUGGAACGCUGCUAGCUUGGUAUCUCUGCUUUCUUAUUGUCUUCAUACUGCCUCUGGAUGUUAGUACGACAAUAUACAACCGGUGCAAGCAUGCUGCUGCAAACUCCAGCCCUCCCGAGAAUAACAGCACUACAGGAGUGUAUGCUGCUACCCCAGCUCCAAGCCAACAUCCCUGUUUUAAGCCAUGGAGUUACAUUCCUGAUGGAAUCAUGCCAAUUUUCUGGAGGGUGGUAUAUUGGACAUCGCAAUUUUUAACAUGGAUUCUGUUACCUUUCAUGCAGUCAUACGCAAGAUCAGGAGGGUUUUCUAUCACCGGAAAGAUCAAAACUGCACUGAUUGAGAAUGCAAUCUAUUAUGGCACCUAUUUGCUGAUUUUUGGAGCAUUUUUAAUUUAUGUAGCUGUAAACCCACAUUUGCACUUAGAAUGGAACCAGCUUCAGACAAUUGGGAUAGCUGCUGCAAAUACAUGGGGUCUAUUUCUUCUUGUGUUGUUGUUGGGGUAUGGCUUGGUGGAAAUUCCUCGGUCGUACUGGAAUGGAGCAAAAAGAGGAUAUCUACUUAUGAAAACUUAUUUUAAGGCAGCCAAGUUGAUGACAGAGAAAGCAGAUGCAGAAGAGGCUUUAGAAGAUGUCAUGGAGGAGGUUUGUAAAGUGAAUGGAAGCAUCAAGUAUAAUCACCCACUGAGAAAAUGUGUUGACACAAUACUUAAAAAGUGCCCUACGGAGUAUCAGGAAAAAAUGGGUAGGAACAUGGAUGAUUAUGAAGAUUUUGAUGAAAAGCAUAAUACCUACCCAAGUGAAAAAAGUCUGGUAAAACUACAUAAACAGGUGAUUUAUUCAGUUCAGAGGCACCGUCGAACUCAAGUACAAUGGCAAAUUCUUUUGGAACAAGCAUUUUAUCUGGAAGAUGUAGCAAAAAAUGAAACUAGUGCUACUCAUCAGUUUGUUCACACCUUUCAAUCACCAGACCCAGAAAAUAGAUUUACCCAACAUUUUUAUAGUCCUACAGUUGAAUGGUACUGGGAAUGUCUUUUGCGACCAUGGUUUUAUAGGAUACUUGCUGUGGUUUUGUCUAUCUUCUCUGUGAUUGUUGUGUGGUCAGAGUGCACAUUCUUUAGCACUACACCUGUUUUAUCCCUCUUUGCAGUCUUCAUACAGCUGGCUGAAAAAACAUACAAUUAUAUCUAUAUUGAGAUUGCUUGCUUCCUUUCCAUCUUCUUCCUAAGUAUCUGUGUUUAUUCUACUGUGUUCAGGAUUCGUGUAUUUAACUAUUAUUACUUGGCUUCACAUCACCAGACUGAUGCGUAUAGCCUUCUUUUCAGUGGCAUGUUAUUUUGCCGUUUGACUCCUCCUUUAUGUCUUAAUUUCUUGGGUUUGACCCAUAUGGAUUCAUCCAUUUCUCACCAGAAUACACAGCCAACUGCUUAUACAUCUAUUAUGGGUUCCAUGAAAGUUUUGUCCUUUAUUGCAGAUGGAUUCUAUAUAUAUUAUCCUAUGUUGGUGGUAAUUCUCUGCAUUGCUACUUAUUUUAGUUUGGGAACUCGUUGUUUGAAUCUACUUGGCUUCCAGCAGUUCAUGGGAGAUAAUGAUAUGACAUCAGACUUAGUUGAUGAAGGAAAGGAAUUAAUUAGACGAGAGAAGAGAAAAAGGCAAAGGCAAGAAGAAGGUGAAAAUCGAAGAAGAGAAUGGAAAGAACGCUAUGGACACAAUAGAGAAGAUUCUACUAGAAACAGAAAUGUUCAUAUUGAUCCAAAAGAGUCAAACUUCUCAGAUAUUAGUGCCAACCGCUCAGCAACCAAAUAUACCAGGGCUAAUAAUAGGACUGAAAGGGACCGAAUAGAACUCCUCCAAGAUGCAGAACCUUUGGAUUUUAAUGCAGCAACAUUCACCGAUGAUCCUCUUGAAUCUGAAUCAGGAAGGUACCAGCCUGGUGGACGAUACCUCUCGAUGUCUCACUGCAGAAUAUUUGAUGAUGUUUAAUGUCUGAAAGAAUUUAUAGAAUAACCGAGAUCAACACAUCAGUUCAGUCUUUAUGAACAUCUCUAUGUCCUAGUGUUUACACUUUGCUCUCAGUGAAAAGUGUCAGGAUGAAAAAGGCACUGAAAAUUAAUCACGUCUUAGUAAUAGUUUAUUGUUCGUUAAAUAAGGUAUCACCUUUUCUAAUAGGAUUUAUUACAUACCAUUCCUGAAGUGUCUGCCUUAGAGUGGAAGGAUUUAAUUCAUGAUAAAGAUCCGAAUUAUAUGUUGAGAACAUAUAAUUCAGUUUGUUUCAGAUUAAUUUUUUUCAGGAAAGUUGUUUUAAAGGUCCAAGGAAGCCAUAAGUCAUACCUAAAUAAUAUUAUACAGUUUUGUUAUUGUGAUUCACAUUUUUGUUGUUUCUAAAGAAUAUGUUAAUCCUGUAUUUCCCAAAGAAAUGGAGACCUCAAAUAAUAACCCUAUUUACAAAACCUAUGUCUUAAAACGAGGCUUACUUACCAGAUGUAACUGAAUGUAAGAAAGCUCUUUUUCAACUCUGUAUGCAAAUUAGUGAGGUUUUUGCAUGUAUAAUUAAGAUUCUACUUCAACUGACUGUUAGUGUCUUUAGCAUGUGUAUUAAAAUUGGGUGAUGUGUUAUUCUUUCAGUCUUGGGUAGUAACUGGAAGUUGUUUUAUGCUUUCGGUAUUGCUUUGUAAAAGAUUUUCAUUUCAGAGAGAAAUGUUCACCUUUAUUAUUUGUCAUAUUGAUUUAAGUGUUGAUCAUUCUAUUCAAGGAGAAUCCUAAGCAUUAGUGGUAAACAGUGGGGUUUUUUUUUAGUAGUCAGAGUCCCACAAAAUUCUCUAAUUUUUAAAGGUGCCUAUUUAUGCCUUUUGAAAAAGAACAUCUGGUUAUUCAAAGGUAAAAAGUAAAUCCAUUUACUGUAUUACUAACACUUAAAUUGUGGUUUAUAGAAAACAGAACACUAUAUUAGAAUGGAAAUGUAUAAUAACUUGUUGGUUAGACAUGCUAAUUACUUUAAAUUGAUUUUUUUAACCUUUGUGUUUAAGCCAAAGUUAGGUAUUAUAUUUUAAGUCAUCAGUAUUUUAUUGCACAGUGAAUAUAUUUGAGCACAGCAUGCUUGCAGAGAGUUUUUUGUGUCCCUGAAAUGUUUGCAACUCUUAGAGAAUCUAUGCUGUGGGUUCACCCAAUAGUGACUAUACUUAAGCUUGCCCAUGACAGUCUCACUUUAACAUCUGUUAUCCUGUGUAAUUUUUAAUAAUGCUCACUUUCAUUCUUAAAUAUCCCAGUUGAAGAUGAAUUAUAUCAUCACCCUAAUAAUAUAAUUAUAUGUUUCUUGAAGGUAAUGUUUCCCUGAAUCAUAAUUUUAAAUUUUUCAUUUUUCUCUUUACUUAGUGUUGUCAUGUAAAAUUUUUAAAGACACAGUUCUCUGCAGAUACUAAAAGGAAUAGUGUAUCAUCCUAAUUAUCUAAUUUUCUUCACUUUUUAUGAUCUUUGAGAUUAGAUCUCCUUUAAAAUAAUUAUCAAAGGAUAAAUUUUACUUUCAAUUGAAGGUCAUGUAGACUGGCCAUUUGAGGACACACACACACACACACACAGACAUGUACACAUACACACACACAGCCACAGCCUUUUAUAGCCUUUUAUUGUGAAGUGUGGUUAGAGAGCAAAAGGCCAGGAGUAGAGGUAAUUUAAUACAGUUUGUAAUUUCAUGAUUGACCAUCAAAUACCUUGAGCAAAUCAUGUAACCUUUCAGUGCCUCAGUUUCUUUGUUUGUGAAAUGAAGAUGAUACUUGCUAUUUACCUACUGAUCUACCUCACAAAGCUGUUGUGAGGAUUUUGAGUUGAUGUUUAUAUACUGGACUUUAAAAAGACAAAAGAAGUUGUUAGCUACGCUGUUUGCCUAGCGAUAGCUGAAGGUGUUGGAUGGGGAAACGAUCACCCCAGAAAGGGGUCAGGUUUCUUAUUAUUACAGAGAAGCUUACAAGUCCCCAGUGCAAAAACUCUUUUUGCAGUAAUUUAUCAAAAGUCCUGUACAAAUAGUAUUGUUUUAUUGUUUAGUCUUUGGGUUUACUUUGGAAUAUUUUCCUAAAGUAUAAUGUUGUUUCUCAUCAGUUUUGUCAUGAAACUCAGAUUCUCUUGUAGAAGUAGAAGCAGAAAAAGAGAAGAAAUUAUCUAAUUACUUUUAUGGCUUGUAAUAUCCUAAGAUAAAUUGAUAGGAAUGUGUAAGGAAUAUACUACUUUCCUUUAUUAUUAAAAUUUUUAUGAUUAUAAUUGAAGUAUAUCUAAUAGUUCACAAACAAUAUAGAUCCCUUUAUGACUUUUGAGUUAUUUCCAAAAUAAUUUUUGGUUGUUUAAGUGAUCUGGAGUAUUCAGCUUUUUAAGCAGAAUUUAUCUUACAGGAUUUUAUACACGAUCAUAUAGGAAGGUCACCUGGCUAGGUAAAUUUGAGUUCAGAAGGUAAUAAUUUAAUCCCUGAAGACUAAGGUUAUUACUGGGAACUAAGUUAAUAUUUGUUAAGCCACUUUGUGUAGAAAACUGUAGUAAGAACAAAAGGUUUCUGUUUUGAGAAGUUUGUUAAAAUGUAAUGACACCUACUGCAAAACAGUACUACUGAAUUCAUACACUUCACGUGCAAAGUACAUUUCUUGAAGAAUUAGUUCUAGCAGUUACCUUUUGAUGUCUUUCUUACAUAAUAAUAAAUAUAUGAUUAAAUUUUCUAAAUUAGUUUUUAAAAUAAUUAAGAUAUUCAGUAAGCCAGUAAUUCACAAUAACCAUUACAAGAAGUAAUAAUAAUCUAUUAAUUUCAUGAAUCACCUAUAAGUUGCUAAUUAACCUUUGUUAUUACAUCAAUAAUUUGUUACUAUCAAUAGAGCAUUUCUAUAAAAAUAAUUAUUAAAAUAAGAAAUAAAGUAUAAGCCUUAUUAGAAUUUGCUCUCUUACCAAGUGAAUACAAGGGCUUUGGAAUAAUUUCAUUACACAAGUGGCCCUCAUUUCACAAGAGUGGUAAGAGCUAAAUCAAAACAUUCAAGAGUUUUCCAUCUAUAAAGAAUAGAUCAGAGAAUGACAAUCCAAACCUUCAAAAAGAAGUGCUGCCAAUUGAUUUGUUUUUGGACUCUACUAUUUGAUUUGAUGAUCAGUUCUUAAAUUUACGCUGAUUAUGUACCCAAAUGAAAUUAAAUAUGGAUAGGAAAGUCAAUGUGUUUUAAGUAUAUUUCAACAUAUUAAUGAAGGAAUUUCAUUUAUGUAUAAUGACAAACCUCAUUUUUCACACCUUUAAUAGAUUUAGGAAAUGUUCUUUAUGGUGUGCUGAUUACCAUUUUAAAGGAAAAAUAAACUCUCCAUAAUUAUAAUUCACACUGUUCAGUGAUGUGAGUUUUGUACUUGUGAUUUGAGUGGACCGUGCCUGAAAAUCACAAGGAUAAGGAUGCGAUUGGCCUUCUGUACCUACGGGCUCCACAUCCUCAGAUUCAACCAACCGCGGGGUAAAACCCCGUGGAGCAGAGGGCUGACUGUAGGUACUUGAGCAUCCACAGAUUUUGGUAUCCACGGGAUGUCCUGGAACCAGUCCCCUGCGGAUACCAAGGGACGACUGUAUUUGCACUAGGAGGCAAAAAAUGUCCCUGAAAAAUCUUAACAUACUUGAACCUCCAAAGUGUAAUGGAUUGUAUUGUAUUAAAUUCUAAAUGUUAAGAUGCAAAUGGAUUUAGAGUUUUAUCUUUCCUUUCUUCCUCCUUUUCUCAUUCGUUUUAACCUUCCUUCCUUUCUGAGAUGUCUCUUUAUAAUAUGACUUUUAAUGAGCUGACAGAUUUUCCUUGUUUUGUGUACACAGUUGUUUUUGAUGAUCAGUACACUCAACAGGAUCUAGUUCUGCCUACAAAUCCCACUACUUGAAUAGCAGCAUUGCACCUAAAGUAGUAAAAGAGAUUUUGCUAGACAGCUAAGCAACAUCUAAAUGUAAAUGUGAUGUAUGCUGGCUCAAUGUAUUGGAGGGCACUUCAGUAAAAUAAGUUUUUGUCAGUAUAGUGUUUUGGCAUAAAAAUUUCCCAAAACAGUGAUUGCUAAAAAAAAGCAAACAAAACAUUAAGAACCUUGAGACCUCUUUUUAUGAAAAGGAAUUCAUAAAUAAUAUGCAUCAUUGUCAAAGUUUUCAUUAGGAGAGGUGGGAACAAUAUAAGAGGGUUACAGGAGGCCUUCUAAAAUAUGAAUUCCCUCUGUGUAAGGUACUUCUUUCUAACGCAGUGACUUUUUCCUGCUCAGUGACCUGGAAGACCAGAUAGUAUCAUCCCCUGUCCCAACUCCUAGAGACUAGGCCCUGUGCACCAUCUCCCCCAGCAAAGCAGGCAUUAGCCCUGCCCCAUUCCCAACCCCACUGCAGUGGGAACAUGCCCUCACUUCUAAUUCCUUUCAUGUUGACCCUGGUUUUCCUAAAAUUUUAUUUCCAUUUUCAAAAGAUAUGUCCAUUGAAGUUGGUUGAAGCCUUGCUAUAAUUUUUAAUUUAUUAAUAAAGCAAGAAUAUUGGCAUGUUCCUCUUCUUAUUGAUAUCCUAAAAGACAUUUGUUUUUAACACUCUCCCUGGGGAGAAUAACUUUUUCCCUCUGAAAUUCUUUUCUUUUGUGGUUAUCUUGAUUUCAAGUCAUUUUGUAAAAGGAGAUUUUUACUGUACUUAGUGCAAAGGAGUAGCUUACUAUGGCAGACAUAUGUAGGGUAAAGUCAUAAUUUAUUAAUCUGACUGUACAACACUGUUUUGAGUUGAUAUUAUUGACCUAAAUCUUGUCAACCUAGGCACUUAGAGAUGUACAUCUCGAAAGAAUGCUGGCUGACAUCUUCCCUACUUAGUACAUCUAGUUGUAGGGGAGAGACUGUGUAUUUAUUUUUUUUUUAAGUAAUCCAAUGGAUUUGUUUUUGUCCAUAUUUUGAAAACAACGUGAAGGAUUUUUCUCAUUUUAGAAGGUAGAGAACUUGUGGACCUGUCUUUUAAAUUCCUGUAAUCUAAUAUAUAUUUAUAAAUUAUAGCAUUGAAAAAAGAGCUCUAAUGAUGAUGUUACUUCUGGUAUUUAAUUUUUAUAAAAUGUUUUUGUAAGUAACUAAUUGUAGUAUUGCUUUUAGGUGAUUUAAAAAUCUUUCUCAAAUAAGUUCUGCCCAGAACAUAUUUCCUUAGGGCAAUAUUCUAAAGUUCAGUAGUCCAGUGUGAAUUUGAAAUACUCCUACAUCUCUUCAGUAUCUUUUUAUAUAUACCAGUACCCAAGCAAAGUAUACCAAAAGCCUAAUUUCUGUGUUGCAUUAAUAAAGUACUUGUUAUUUAUCUAAUUCAGUGGAUUACGUGAAAUAGAAGAUCAGUCUUUUCAAAUGUACAUCUGAUCAUAAUUUUUCAAAAUGUUCAUUUUUGGUGCAUGAUGCCAAAUUUAUCUUUAAUCGUCCAUUAUGACCUGAUAUGUAAUGACAAAUGUUUUCCUAUCUGACCAAUGGGUUGUAGAUUUACUAUUUUUCUCUGCAGAUUCUCACUACAUUUUCAAAUAUAUAUUUGGAAAAAGCUGCAAAGUGCUACCUAUAAGUAAGUUAGCAUCUUUGGCCUUAUCUAUGCAUAAUGUUCUCUCAGUUUGGUUUUGACAAACUCAUGGAUUUGCAAUUGCUUUGUAGUAUUUUUAACUUAUUGUGAUGUAAUGAAUUUUUGGAAUGUUUACUUGAUUAGCUGUUAAAAUAUAGGAAAUUAUGUAGCUUUGCAUGAAAUAAAGUACAUUUAUAUAAGUUA
Molecule: messenger RNA, 7857 nt
Organism: Equus caballus (horse)
Lineage: Eukaryota; Metazoa; Chordata; Mammalia; Perissodactyla; Equidae
Gene: LMBRD2
Product: LMBR1 domain containing 2
Biological process (GO): adrenergic receptor signaling pathway
Cellular component (GO): membrane
Source: RefSeq, a predicted model, not a curated record